Messenger RNA from Cheilinus undulatus (humphead wrasse), 3939 nucleotides. It is a transcript of the gene vav3a, whose product is annotated as guanine nucleotide exchange factor VAV3. The transcript has 27 exons. Gene Ontology annotation, molecular function: protein binding; guanyl-nucleotide exchange factor activity. Bases 205 to 2712 code for a protein of 835 amino acids. NCBI's taxonomy places the organism in Eukaryota, Metazoa, Chordata, Actinopteri, Labriformes, Labridae. Gene Ontology annotation, cellular component: cytoplasm; plasma membrane. The record is from RefSeq and is a predicted model, not a curated record. Gene Ontology annotation, biological process: regulation of GTPase activity; intracellular signal transduction; cell migration.
CUCAGUUCGCGGACUGUCAUCCUGUGAGCAGCCCGUGCUCCUUCUCCACCGAGCUCGCGCUCUACGCUUCUUCUUCUCCUUCUUCUUCGUGUUUCUUCUCUCGGAUGUAUCAUGGACCCACUCUGAAGCGAAGCACCGGGUCGCCAUCUGAUAAUUCACGCUGUUAGAAACAUAAUUCCUGUCAAAGCUGCUGAGCUGCUCACCAUGAUGGAGUACUGGAGGCAGUGCGCGCUGUGGCUCAUCAACUGUAAGGUGCUCCCGGCAAACCACCGCGUCACCUGGGAGUCCGCUCAGGUGUUCGACCUGGCUCAGACUCUCCGGGAUGGAGUCCUCCUCUGCCACCUGCUCAACAACCUGAGACCACAGUCCAUUAACCUGAAGGAGAUAAACCUCCGACCACAGAUGUCACAGUUCCUGUGUCUGAAGAACAUCCGGACAUUCCUGGCGGCAUGCAGCGACGUAUUCAGUAUGAGGAAGAGCGAGUUGUUCGAGGCUUUUGACCUGUUUGACCUCAGAGACUUCGGAAAGGUUAUGGACACUCUCUCCAAACUGUCUCACACAGCCACAGCUCAGCAGACUGGAAUCAGGCCGUUUCCGUCAGAGGAGAGUGUUGAAGACGAAGACAUUUAUAACCACCUGGAGGACCUCAUAGAUGAGAAGGGUGUGGAGGAUGAGGAGGAUCUGUAUGACUGCGUGUAUGAUGAUGAAGAAGGAGGAGAAAUCUACGAGGACCUGAUGAAGACUGAAGCUCUCCCUCCUCCAGCCUUUCAGAAGCAGGCAGAGACUGACAUCAGGAGCUGCUGUCUAACAGAGAUCAAACAGACGGAGGAGAAAUACACUGAGACCCUGGAGUCUAUAGAGAAGCACUUUAUGACGCCCCUCGCCAUGUUUCUAACCUUGGCAGAGAUGGAGAAGAUGUUUGUGAACAUACCGGAUCUGGUUAAAGUUCAUAAAUGUUUGCUGCAUGAGAUCAAGGAGUCGGUGCUGAGCAGAAAUGCUCAGGACCUUUACCAGAUCUUCAUCACCUUCAAAGAGAGGUUGUUGAUUUAUGGGAAAUACUGCAGCCAUGUGGAGACAGCCAUUGCCACUCUGGACCACAUCUGUAAAGACAGAGAGGACGUCCGCAUGAAGCUCGAGGAGUGUUCAAAAAGAGCAAACUAUGGAAAGUUCACUCUAAGAGAUCUGCUGGUGGUUCCUAUGCAGAGAGUCUUAAAGUAUCACCUCCUCCUGCAGGAGUUGGUGAAACACACUCAUGAUGCUACAGACAAGAGUAACUUGAGGACGGCUUUAGAUGCGAUGAAGGACCUGGCUCAGUAUGUAAAUGAGGUGAAGAGAGACAACGAGACGUUACGAGAAAUAGACCAGUAUCAGAAAUCCAUCGAGAACUUGAAUCAGCCUUUGAGUAACUACGGCAGACCCAAAGGGGACGGGGAGGUACGGGUGGCCUCAGUGGACAAACGAGCCAAACAGGACAGACACAUCUUCCUGUUUGAUGCGGCGGUGAUCGUCUGUAAGCGGCGAGGAGACAACUAUGAGAUGAAGGAGGUGAUCGACCUGCAUCUGUUCAAGAUCACCAACAACCCUACGUCAGACAGGGAGAACAGAAAGUGGUCCUACGGAUUCUACCUCACACACAACCAGGGCCAGAACGGCUUCGAGUUCUUCUUCAAGACCAAAGAGCUGAAAAAGAAGUGGCUGGAGCAGUUCGGCAUGGCCAUAUCCAACAUCCAUCCUGAGAACGCCAACAACAACUUCCACGAGUUCCGCAUGCACACGUUUGAGAGGAUCACUUCGUGUAACUCCUGCCACAUGCUGCUGAGGGGGAUCUUCAAUCAAGGCUACCUGUGCUCCAAGUGUGGAUUAGGAGCUCAUAAAGAAUGUCUGGGACGCUUCGGCUCCUGUGGAAAAACAGAUCCGGGCUCCGUCAGAACUCAGGGAAGAGAUCCAGGUCUACCUAAGAUGCUCGUCAUCAGGAACUAUUUUGGAGCUCCGAGCCCCACGUCUGGUCCAGCUCUCAGCGUCCAGACCGGAGACAUCAUUGAGUUAAUCUGUGCUGACCUGCACAGCCCCUGGUGGCAGGGCAGAAUCCUGUCCACCAAGGAGAUCGGCUUCUUUCCCAGCGAUGCUGUGAAGCCGUGCCCAUGUGUCCCCAAACCUGUCGACUACUCCACUCAACCCUGGUUUGCAGGUCCGAUGGAGAGACUCCAGGCAGAGGCAGAACUCAUCAACAGAGUCAACAGCACAUACCUGGUCCGCCAUCGCAGCAGAGAGUACACAGAGUACGCCAUCAGUAUAAAGUACAACAACGACGUGAAGCACAUAAAGAUCCUGACCAAAGAGGGCUGCUUCCACAUCGCAGAGAACAAGAAGUUCAGGAGCAUAUUAGAGCUCAUUGAGUACUACAAACAUCACUCCCUAAGGGAAGGUUUCAGGAGUCUGGACACAACGCUGCAGUUUCCAUACAGGGAACCGGAAAACGCCGCCAUGCAACGACUCAACAGACCUGGAAGUAAUAUGUUUACUCCAAAGGUGAUCGGCGUAGCGAUAGCACGGUACGACUUCAGCUCUCGGGACACGCGGGAGCUGUCUCUGCAGGAAGGUGACGUGGUGAAAAUCUACACAAAGUCGGGCGCAAACGGCUGGUGGAGGGGCGAGGUCAACGGCAGAGUUGGCUGGUUCCCAUCCACGUACGUAGAGGAAGGUGAGGAGUGACAGGUCUCACAUGGUGAGAAGAAGAGUUGAAUAAAUGAAGAAGUGCUGCAGCACAAAGACAGAGACUUUCUGCUGAUUCCUCUAGAGAAACUUUCAGUCUCCUCCAAGGAUCUGAAACCUCCCCGAGGCCUUCAGGGGAGAGAAAAGGGCUACAGACCACUGGAACGCCACUUCGUCAUCUCUGCUUCGCUGUGUGUGGACUCCACCAUAGAGCAGCUUGGCUGACAGCGGGACACAAGCCCCCAGUCAGACACCCCUUACUCACCUUAUUCGUCCAUCCAUAAUUCACAAUCUUAUCUCUCCCUCCUUCUCUCUCAUCCUUGAACUCCCACCUGUUUCUGCUGCCAAGUUGGCCAUCCCCAAGCUGUCCAUAAAAGACACAAACUUUACCCUUACAUCCAUGCACUGAUCCACCCAUCCUCGCAGCCUCUGUGGAAUCAGAGUCGACCCUUUCUUUCAUCCCUCUCCCCCUUUAAAGGAUUUCAGUCUGUGUUUCCUCCACUAAUGCAGCUGUUUAUUGAUGACUCGAUGACCCAGAUUCACACAAAAACACACCACCCACCUCUCCAGCCUCAGAUUAUGAUCACACACUCUCACAGGAGAUGUAGUAGAAGGAUAGCAUCACUUCACAGUUGGCAUUGAUCGCUGUUGUUCUUAUUUUCCUCACUCCUCCUUCAUUCUUUAUCUGCAGCCCAGACUCUCAUCUUUUCACGUGUCUCUGCCGUUAGCAAUCCUCGGCUCUUAUCAGUGACAGGAGCCCACUCGCCAAGGGUUUAUCUUAUUGGAGGCAUUAGCUGCUUGUCGGGGAAUCACACUAACCAGAGAGUACCUGAGGAAAUAUACAUAAACUCAUGGACAUUGAGCUCCAUUUUAUUUUCUUUUUUCCAUCUGUCUCUAGCAUAUUUUUUAUAUCCCCUUUAUUUAUUUUAUCAGGAAUUUGGCCGAUAGUUAAAUUUAGAAUAACUGUGAGAUAUGGCUGUCAAAGUACCAUAAUUUUAAACCUAGAUAUAAUACUACUUAAUAGUAUUGUUGCUAAUGUCCUAUAUUUGGAGAAACAUUUUAUAGACUAAAAUAAAGAAUAAAUUGCACAGAUAUGUUUGCAACAAGGUAGUACAAUGCCUAUAAAAAGUAUUCUAGCCCUUGGAUGUUUUACCCUUUUAUUGACUUUAUAAAUCAAUCAAGAUCAAAAUAAUUUGGCUUUUUAAAUUUAAAAAUACGUUAAGUCAG